AUAACGUUUGCCUCGAUCAUUGCCUUUCGCGUUCUCGAUCGCAUCAGUCUCAUUUUCAAUCGUAUCCUGUGUGUGACCAAACCAGUAUGAAACGUGUAUCACUAAAAGAACGAAAGGAAUAACAAUAUAGGAUUUAAUAAACGGAGUGUAAGAGAUAUCGAAGAAGAAAUAAAAUGAAGAAAUCGAAUGAUCAAAUUUUUACUAUAGAUCUUUUAUGAUCUAAAGUUGAGUGUUAAAAUUAAAAUUUUUCAUCGCUCGAAAACUAUUAGAUACUCGUUAUGCGAUAUAUCUAACGAGCUUAAAAACGAAAUGAAUUUCAUAGGAAGAUAAAUAUAUAUAUAUAUAUACACAUUGUAAAAAUUGUAUUAUUUAAUAAUAAUUUAAUCAUGACCAUGGAAAAGAACAAUAGCAAUAAUGGACAAUUCGUCAAAGUGCAAACCGAACGAACCAGUUUCAAGCCAGCAGAAAGAUGGCGUAUUAUGAAGAAUAUAUUAUUAAUAGGAACUGCAUUUAUGGUGAAUUUCACCGCGUUUAUGGGUGCCUCGAAUCUUCAAAGUUCUAUAAAUGCCAGCGAAUCUCUCGGCACGUUCACGCUUGCCGCGAUCUAUGGAAGUUUGAUAUUUAGUAACAUAUUUCUUCCGGCUUUGGUAAUAAGUUGGCUCGGCUGCAAGUGGACAAUGUCUCUGGCUAUACUGACCUAUGUACCAUUCAUAGCAGCACAAUUUUAUCCAAGAUUUUACACCAUGAUCCCAGGUGGACUUAUGGUUGGACUAGGUGGUGGACCACUUUGGUGUGCCAAGUGCACUUAUCUCACGGUCGUGUCUGAAGCUUAUGCCUCUGUAUCUGAUCUUGCUGCUGAUGUUUUGGUCACUAGAUUCUUUGGACUUUUUUUUAUGUUUUAUCAGAUGGCACAAGUCUGGGGUAAUCUUAUCUCAUCAGCAGUUCUGUCCUUCGGAAACGAUAAAGCAACGUCAACGAACGUAACAUUGAACAGUAGUAUCGUUGCCGAGAUUUGCGGAGCCAAUUUUUGUACCGCAUCUUCAUCUACCAGCGACAAUCCAAAUCUAGAGCAACCACCGAUAGAGAGGAUCCACUUGAUAUCUGGCAUUUAUGUUGCCCUUAUGAUAUUGGCCUCUCUGGUUAUCGCGUUUGGGGUUGAUUCGUUGUCUAGAUAUGACAGAGGUAGAAAGGGCUCGGUGACGGGAUUAACAGGAUUAAAGCUCUUGGCGGUUACGUUGGAACUGUUGAAAGAAAAGAGUCAGCUUUUAAUCCUACCCAUAAUAAUUUUCAUUGGAGCCGAACAAGCUUUUCUCUUUGCCGAUUAUAACGCAUCCUUUGUCUCUUGCGCUUGGGGUAUCAGUAAUAUUGGAUACGUUAUGAUUUGUUUUGGUGUUGCCAAUGCAAUUGCAGCAUUGGCUACGGGUUCUAUCAUAAAAUUGACUGGCAGGAUCCCUGUUAUGAUCUUUGCAUUUUGCCUUCACAUAGGAAUUUUAAUUUUUAUGUUAAAUUGGAAACCAACACCCGAUCAAGGGGUAAUAUUCUUUCUAAUUUCUGGAUUAUGGGGAAUCUGUGACUCCAUCUGGUUGGUGCAAGUUAAUUCUUUAAGUGGUUUACUCUUUCCUGGAAGGGAGGAAGCAGCUUAUUCUAACUUUCGCCUAUGGGAAUCCACUGGAUCUGUGAUAACGUACAUAUACAGUCCUUAUUUAUGUACGUACAUGAAGAUUUAUAUCUUGAUGGCUAUUCUUUGCAUCGGCAUGAUAGGUUACGCUAUUAUCGAAUGGGUAGGUAAAACCAAACCAGUUGUUAUAAAUGAGAAACCAGAUUUCGAACUGGUCGCUGAUAACGAAGUAAUGCGAUGAUAAGCGUUGAAACAAAUAGUCACGAAGGUAAUCAUAAAUCUUGUGCGUGCAGGAAAUGAUAAAAAAAAUUAAAAUAAAAAAUAUAUAUAUAUUUACGUAUAAAUAUAUUAAUGUAUAUUCUUAUAUGAUAGAAAGAUAAUUUAAAAAUAAUCAUAAUGGAUUUGUUAGCUUAGGUAACAAAGAGACACAAUCUUAUGUAAUUUGUACCACAAUAUAUGUUUUUUAUUUUA
Vespula vulgaris is the source of this 2089-nucleotide messenger RNA. RefSeq names its product UNC93-like protein. Gene Ontology annotation, biological process: regulation of potassium ion transport; regulation of muscle contraction. Gene Ontology annotation, molecular function: potassium channel regulator activity. Bases 387 to 1859 code for a protein of 490 amino acids. The transcript is spliced from 7 exons. Lineage: Eukaryota; Metazoa; Arthropoda; Insecta; Hymenoptera; Vespidae. Gene Ontology annotation, cellular component: striated muscle dense body; plasma membrane. The record is from RefSeq and is a predicted model, not a curated record.